UGUGGAUCCGAUCUGAAGCAUCUGCGUCCUCCUCCGUCACUGCAAUCUCCUCUCCCCCUUCCCAAGCUCCCUACCUCUGCCAGUUCCCCCGGUUUGGACGCUCCGAUUCAGACAUCGAACUCCGGUGUAGUGAUUCGCGCAAUUCCGAUGAUCCAGACGGCGGCGGUGCCGGUGAAGCCCCUGUUCAUCGUCCUAGUGGCCACUCUGUCCCUCCUCCUCCUCGUCUCCCUGCUCUCGCCCCACACCCCUCUCCCCCAGAGCUCCUCCGUCUCACUCUCGGAGAAGGUCGACAUAUGGAGUGUGAAGAGAAUGGUGGAAUGGAGGCCUUGCGAAUGGUGGCUGCAAGGACACCUUACUGCUCUACCAGCAAAGAGCAAUGGGUAUAUCCGCGUUGAUUGCUACGGUGGCCUCAAUCAGAUGAGAAGAGAUUUGUGUGAUGGUGUCGGUGUUGCCCGCCUCUUAAAUGCGACUCUCGUUUUGCCUAAAUUUGAGGUGGCUGCAUACUGGAAUGAAUCAAGUGGUUUUGCCGAUGUAUUCGAUGUAGACUACUUCAUUCAUCAGAUGAACGGCUUUGUUAAAGUUGUUAAAGAGUUGCCUUCUGAAAUUGCAUCAAGAGAACCAGUCCAUGUAGAUUGUAGCAAACGCAAAGGCCAUUUUGACUACAUCGAAAGUGUUCUUCCUUCCUUGCUCAAACAUCAUUAUAUUGCAAUCACACCAGCAAUGAGCCAAAGAAGGGACAGAUAUCCCAAGUAUGCAAAGGCUGCCCUCUGUCAAGCCUGCUACAGUGCAUUACGAUUAACUAGAUCUCUAGAGAAGAAAGCUUCUGACCUUCUUGAAGCCAUCCCGAAGCCCUUUCUCUCACUCCACCUGCGAUUCGAACCUGACAUGGUCGCUUACAGCCAGUGUGAGUACUCAGGCCUUUCUGCAGUCUCCAUGAAUGCAAUUGAGGCAGCUCGGGGCGAUAAAAAACCGUGGACUGGUGAGUUGGCCCAAAUCUGGAGGAAGCGGGGUAAAUGCCCUCUCACACCUAACGAAACAGCAUUCAUGCUCCAAGCUCUUCAUAUUCCCAAGACCACAAACAUUUAUCUUGCAGCUGGGGACGGCGUGAUGGAACUUGAAGGGCUAGCAUCUGUUUACAAGAACAUAAUCACUAAAUCUGCCAUUCUCAGUGGUGACGAUUUCGCAAGCAUGCAUGGGAACACAAAAGCUGCCUUGGACUAUUACGUGUCGAUAAAUAGUGAUUCUUAUAUAGCUACAUACUUCGGGAACAUGGACAAGAUGGUGGCAGCGAUUAGAGCAUUUAAGGGUCUGUAUAAGACCCUUUUCUUGAGCAGAAGAGCUUUUGCAGAUUUGACCUCGAAGGGCUUGGAAGGGGAAGAACUGAUGCAAGCACUCUGGAAGGCGCAUAUGGAUGAUUUUGUUAUGGGGAUAGGCUCGGCAUUGCCCGACUGCUUUUGUGAGUUUAAGUUGUAAUAUCUUGGACUGAUGCCACUCGAUUUUUGGCUGUUUUGAUUAGAGGAUCGAGUGUUUUAUUUAUUCUUUUAGUAAAUAGGUAGAAUUAAACUUAGUUCUUUUGGGCAGUGACACUGGAUCAUGUAACUGGAUCAGCUGAUCUUUAGACAUAGAUUUUGGCAUUAA
Messenger RNA from Punica granatum (pomegranate), 1638 nucleotides. The record is from RefSeq and is a predicted model, not a curated record. NCBI's taxonomy places the organism in Eukaryota, Viridiplantae, Streptophyta, Magnoliopsida, Myrtales, Lythraceae.